UCUCCAAGCAUGUCACCUGCCUACACAUAUUCUCUAUUAGCUGAAUGCUUUCUUCUUUUUAGCUAUCUUCACAUUUACUCCAGGUAGAACGAUGUUGGUAUAGUAUAGCGUAAUAGCCGAGUGAUGUUGGCAAUCUGUAGGUGAGGUGAUGUAAGAAGAGAGUUGAAAGUUCAGUAAAUCUUAUUGUUCCUUCAUAGUACAAGCCAAGGAUGUGGAAUUUGUCGUAAUGUGAAUAUGAUGAGUUGGCAAACAGAAAAAUUUUACCCUGCCAGGAUUCAAACCCUAGUUGUCCAACCAGUAGUCUAGUCUGAUUGUUCCAGUUUUGUGAAGCUGAAAUCAUGAACACAUCACUGACUGCAAAGGAAAUUCGCAAAGCAUUCAUUGAUUUCUUUAUUCAAAAGAAGCAACAUGAAUAUGUUCAUUCAUCAUCAACGAUUCCACUGGAUGAUCCAACUCUGCUUUUUGCCAAUGCUGGCAUGAAUCAGUUCAAGCCAAUUUUCCUGGGUACUGUUGACCCCAACAGUGAUAUGGCAAAAUGGCUAAGAAUUGUUAACACCCAGAAAUGCAUUCGAGCUGGUGGCAAGCACAAUGACCUGGAUGAUGUUGGAAAGGAUGUGUACCAUCAUACGUUCUUUGAAAUGUUGGGAAACUGGUCCUUUGGAGACUAUUUUAAGAAAGAGAUUUGUACAUGGGCUUGGGAACUUCUCACUCAAGUGUUUAAACUCCCCGCUGACCGUCUUUAUGUAACUUAUUUUGGAGGGGAUGAAUCUGCUGGUCUAGAACCUGAUGAAGAAUGUAAACAAAUAUGGAUCAGUUUAGGCCUCCCACCUUCUCAUGUAUUACCUGGCAACAUGAAAGAUAAUUUCUGGGAGAUGGGAGAGACUGGCCCUUGUGGUCCUUGUUCAGAGCUGCAUUUUGAUCGGAUUGGUGAUCGUGAUGCAGCUUACCUGGUGAAUCAAGAUGACCCUGAUGUACUGGAAAUUUGGAAUCUUGUGUUCAUCCAGUUCAACAGAGAAUCAGACUGUAGUUUGAAGUCGCUUCCCAAGAGGCAUAUAGACUGUGGAUUGGGACUGGAGCGACUGGUUUCUGUCAUCCAGGAGAAACGUUCUAACUACGAUACAGAUCUGUUUCUGCCUCUGUUUCAUGCAAUUCAGAAAGGCACUGGGGUACCACCAUACAGAGGUCGUGUUGGCAGUGAUGAUGAUGAUGGUGUGGACAUGGCUUAUCGUGUUUUGGCAGACCAUGCUCGGACUUUGACCAUAGCUUUGGCAGAUGGAGGACAUCCUGACAAUACUGGUCGAGGUUAUGUUUUGAGGCGCAUUCUGCGGCGAGCUGUCAGGUAUGCUACAGAAAAGCUGAAUGCCAAACCUGGAUUUUUUGCAACUCUUGUUAACACAGUUGUAGAGAUACUUGGGGAUACAUUUCCAGAGGUUAGGAAGGAUCCACAGAGUAUUAUAGAUAUGAUAAAUGAUGAAGAAGCACAGUUCCUUAAGACUUUGACUAGAGGACGUAACCUGCUCAACCGGACCAUUGUGAAGCUGGGUAAUUCCAAAACUGUUCCAGGUGAUGUGGCAUGGAGACUGUACGAUACCUACGGGUUCCCAGUUGAUUUAACACAGCUGAUGUCUGAGGAGAAGGGCCUUGCUGUUGACAUGGAUGCGUAUGAGGAUGCAAAGAAACAGGCUCAGAUUUUGUCACAAGGUAAAGGAGGAUGGUAUGAUGAUAAACUUAACUUAGAUAUCCAUGCCAUUAAUGAGCUCCAAGAACAAGGUGUUCCUCGAACUAAUGAUUUAGCAAAGUACAACUAUCAUGCUACGUCUGAAGAUAAAGAUGCAGAAUAUGUGUUUGAGGCUUGUUCUGCCAUUGUGAUAAGACUGCGGCAUUCCAAGAAGUUUAUGGAUUGUGUGACCUCAGGGAAUGAGUGUGGUGUUCUGCUGGACAGGACUUCUUUCUAUGCAGAACAAGGAGGACAAAUUUAUGAUGAAGGCUUCUUAGUCAAAGUUGGAGAUGAGAGUGUAGAAUUCUCUGUAAAGAAUGUGCAGAUUCGAGGUGGAUACAUACUGCAUAUUGGCACCGUAGAAGGAACGCUCCGUGUUGGAGAUGAGGUGUCAUUACAUAUUGACACAUCUCGGAGACGCCUGGUUAUGAACAACCAUACAGGGACCCAUGUGUUGAAUUUUGCUUUGCGGUCUGUGCUGGGGACAGAGGCAGAUCAGAAGGGUUCUCUUGUAGCACCUGACAGGCUACGUUUUGACUUUACAAACAAGGGUGCCAUGUCUGUUGAGCAAGUAAAAGCUACAGAAAUUCAGUCCAAUGAUCUGAUUGAUCGAAAUGAGCCUGUUUAUGCUAAAGAAGCAAGCUUGGCUGUUGCAAAGACAAUCCAAGGCCUCCGUGCAGUAUUUGAGGAGACAUAUCCAGAUCCCGUUAGAGUGGUGUCUAUAGGAAUCCCUGUUGAGAAACUGGAGGAUGACCCAUAUGGACCAGCAGGCAGCAAUACUUCAAUUGAAUUUUGUGGUGGAACACAUUUACAUCGAGCUGGACAUAUUGGAAGAUUUGUUAUCACAAGUGAAGAAGCAAUUGCCAAGGGAAUUAGAAGAAUUGUGGCCCUUACAGGACCUGAAGCAUUGAAGGCUUUGAAGAAGACAGAGUUGCUUGAAAAUGAGUUGAACAACUUGAUAUCUUUGCUGAAAAGUGAUGAUGUUAAGAUCAGCAACAAGGACCUUGUGAAGAAAAUUGUGGAACUCAAUGAUGAUGUCUCCCAUGCUACUAUACCAUAUUGGAAAAAGGAGGACAUGAGAUCAUGUUUGAGGCACCUGAAGAAACAGUUGGAUGACAAGGAUCGGGCCAGCAAAGCUGCAGUUUGUGCUGAUGUUGUAGAAGAAGUUAAAGCCUUGUUUGCUGCUAACCCAAAGACACCGAUCAUUGUACAAGAACUGAAAGCUUAUUCAAAUACAAAGGCACUUGAUGGGGCUCUGAAGCAAGUAAAAGCAUUGUCUCCAGAAACAUCUGCAAUGUUCUUCAGUGUAGAUUCAGAAUCGAAAAAGAUCGUUUGUCUCUCUGCAGUGCCUAAAAAUGCUGUGAACAAAGGACUGAAGGCCAAUGAGUGGGUUCAACAAGUCUGUGGUCUUAUGCAAGGGAAGAGUGGAGGUAAACCUGAGUCAGCUCAAGCUUCAGGGUCAAAUAUUUCCUGUCUGCAAGAGGUUCUCAGCAUUGCCACACAAUUUGCGAAUGUGAAGUUAGAUACUGGCAGUAGAGGGGCUGAAAUAGAUGGUCCAGUGUAGCACAGGCUGUCUAGCUGAUGUGGAUGUACUAAAUUUCUUUAAUGGCCGACAAGAACCAGGUUUACAAUUAUUUUAUAUGGUUUUCAUUCAAGUAUAAUUUCUUUUAAUAUAAAAGUACAUACACACUUAAAGCUGAAGUACACAUUCAUGAAUCAAUUUUGUGUGAGAGUGCUGACUCACUUUGAUACAUGUAUUUGGCAUAUUUUUGAACUUUAUUUUCCUGUGUUGGUCAUGGUUCCAUUACCUGACAUUACCCCAGGUAAUGGAGACUGUUAUUUAAUAAGAAAUUCCAACAUAAUUUGUGUCUUACGAAUGUAAGGAAAAUUGUAAUUUUUCUAACUUAAAGCCAGAGGUAGCAAAUUUAGUCCAUUAAUCUAUAUCCAAAAUAUUCACACAGCAAGAAUAUGAUGAAUCAUUGAAUAAAAGAAGAAACAAUCCAGUCCAGUUAACUUUAUUGCUUAGAAUUAUCUCUGUUUCAACUCUGAAACUGCAUAUUACUGUGUUGAAAUGUGUUAACACAACAUAAAAUACUUAAAUGUGUACACAACAUAAUACCCUUUUAUCAUUAGUAGCUACAACGUUUGUCUUAUUGUGUAAAAAACACAUACUUCAUAUCUUGAAGUAUAUGUCAGAAUGUAGCAGGCAUUCUUAUGAAGUGAUGUUUGUACUGUCCAAGCUCGGUGGGAAUUCAUUUUUGUCAGUAACCUUUAGAAGUGAAAUUUUGUUUUCAAAACCUGGUAGUCCAGAGCAGAGUUUCUAUUUGUGGAAUAAAUAUGCAGAUACAGCAGAG
Molecule: messenger RNA, 4071 nt
Organism: Zootermopsis nevadensis
Lineage: Eukaryota; Metazoa; Arthropoda; Insecta; Blattodea; Termopsidae
Gene: AlaRS
Product: alanine--tRNA ligase, cytoplasmic
Biological process (GO): alanyl-tRNA aminoacylation
Cellular component (GO): mitochondrion; cytoplasm
Molecular function (GO): ATP binding; alanine-tRNA ligase activity; nucleic acid binding
Source: RefSeq, a predicted model, not a curated record